This is a messenger RNA of Ceratotherium simum simum (southern white rhinoceros), 4123 nucleotides long. It is a transcript of the gene FAF2, whose product is annotated as Fas associated factor family member 2. Gene Ontology annotation, molecular function: ubiquitin binding. Gene Ontology annotation, cellular component: endoplasmic reticulum. Gene Ontology annotation, biological process: ERAD pathway. Lineage: Eukaryota; Metazoa; Chordata; Mammalia; Perissodactyla; Rhinocerotidae. The record is from RefSeq and is a predicted model, not a curated record.
GCCGAGGUCAGUUCCGGCGGGUGACGGUGCGGACGGGUCAGAAGCGUAGAGGCGGCGGCAAAAUGGCGGCGCCUGAGGAUCGGGAUCUAACCCAGGAGCAGACCGAGAAGCUGCUGCAGUUUCAGGAUCUGACUGGCAUAGAAUCUAUGGAUCAGUGUCGCCAUACCUUGGAACAGCAUAACUGGAACAUAGAGGCUGCUGUACAGGACAGAUUAAAUGAGCAAGAGGGUGUACCAAGUGUUUUCAACCCACCUCCAUCCCGACCCCUGCAAGUUAAUACAGCUGACCAGAGGAUCUACAGCUAUGUUGUCUCAAGACCACAAGCAAGGGGGCUGCUUGGAUGGGGUUAUUACUUGAUAAUGCUUCCAUUCCGAUUUACCUAUUGCACGAUACUUGACAUAUUUAGGUUUGCGCUUCGUUUUAUACGGCCUGACCCUCGCAGCCGGGUCACUGACCCCGUUGGGGACAUUGUUUCAUUUAUGCACUCUUUUGAAGAGAAAUAUGGGAGGGCACACCCUGUCUUCUACCAGGGAACGUACAGCCAGGCACUUAACGAUGCCAAGCGGGAACUUCGCUUUCUUUUGGUUUAUCUUCAUGGAGAUGAUCACCAGGACUCUGAUGAAUUCUGUCGCAACACACUCUGUGCACCUGAAGUUAUUUCACUAAUAAACACUAGGAUGCUCUUCUGGGCGUGCUCCACAAACAAACCUGAGGGAUACAGAGUCUCGCAGGCUUUACGAGAGAACACCUAUCCAUUCCUGGCCAUGAUUAUGCUGAAGGAUCGGAGGAUGACUGUGGUGGGACGGCUAGAAGGCCUCAUUCAACCUGAUGACCUCAUUAACCAGCUGACGUUUAUCAUGGAUGCAAACCAGACUUACCUGAUGUCAGAACGUCUAGAAAGGGAAGAACGAAACCAGACCCAGGUGCUGAGACAACAGCAGGAUGAGGCCUACUUGGCCUCUCUCAGGGCUGACCAGGAGAAAGAAAGAAGGAAACGGGAGGAGAGGGAGCGGAAGCGGCGGAAGGAGGAGGAGGUGCAACAGCAGAAGUUGGCAGAGGAGAGGCGGCGGCGGAAUUUACAGGAGGAAAAGGAAAGGAAGUUGGAGUGUCUGCCCCCGGAGCCUUCCCCUGAUGACCCUGAAAGUGUCAAGAUCAUUUUUAAAUUACCCAAUGAUUCUCGAGUAGAGAGACGAUUCCACUUUUCACAGUCUCUAACAGUAAUCCACGACUUCUUAUUCUCCUUGAAAGAAAGCCCUGAAAAGUUUCAGAUUGAAGCCAACUUUCCCCGGCGGGUGUUGCCCUGCAUCCCUUCAGAGGAGUGGCCCAACCCCCCAACGCUGCAAGAGGCAGGACUCAGCCACACAGAAGUUCUCUUUGUUCAGGACCUAACAGACGAGUGACACUUUUUCUUCCUCUCCCCUCCCACCCCAUCCCUAAAAGAAAAGGAAAAAACAAACAAACAAAAAAGCAAGAGAAAUUCAUGUUAUUAUUAUUAUAAUACAAUAUUUUUUUUAAAAGACUGCUGCAUCCUAAGGAAGGAUCAGAAACCAUGCUGCCUGCAGGAGUCACCACCUGUGUGUGUGCACGAGGUUGGCAGUGAACGUUCCCGCUGGCAGGCCCGCCAUUUCGUACUGCCUCUGCACCACGCACCUUCCGGCGAGAGGAGACUCUUCACCUCCAACCCAGCCGCUGUCCCAACCGGGGAAGGGGACAUUCCCACUAGCUCUCAUUCAUUCUUGCUUUUAUGGAAAAUAAAAGUGAAAAAACCUCCAUCAACCAGCUACUGCAGGAUCUCCUGAGGACUUGCUUCUCCUCGGGAGAAGAGAGGGAAGGGAAGGCACAGAGCGGAGAUGUUCCUUGAACUUCCCACAAUUUAUGAAUAACUUUUAAAUAUUUUCUGUUACUUUGUAAUGACCAAAGGAAUGAGGCUGACAUAGGUGUAUUUUUUUUCUUAACUUUAUUUUAUUUGAUAAAGAGCCAAUUCUUAAACCCAUGAGUUCAUACCCUGGGCUCCUUAGCCCACAAGAGUGUAAUAAAGGUGCCCUGGGCUGGUUUGUGCUUAUUUCUGCCAUUGUCCCUCUCACGUUCCCAGAGAGGUCGUUCCUUUUUGGUCCAACUCUUGCUGUCCUUUCUUGCCACCUAUGCAUCCCACUUGGAGCAGUGGCAGGAAAUCUGGGUUCAUAGCCCCACAAAGACUGUAUGUAUAGAUAUGCCCAUAUGUGCAGUGUGAACUCCACAUAUACUCAUGUGUACACACAACUGCAGCUCUUCCUUGGAAUCUGUACCAGGUGUUUAUUAGGGGUCUGAACGGAAGGAUAGCAGCUCUUCAUUCCUCUUCUGACAUGUGCAUGCUGUUCCUGCCCAGCCCUGAGCUUUCCUGAGUUGCCAAGCUUGGUGCCUUUCCACAGGAUGAGCAGGGCCUGUGGUGGAACCAGCAGAACCAGGUGAGAGUGCCCUGCCUGUCUCAGUGGGAGUGUGGUGGUGGUGGUGGUGUUUUAGGACAGAACCAGAGGCCUUGAACGGAGCCAAGACAGAACUCUUCAUCCUGUGUAAACCAUUGGAAGGCAUAUUCCAGUUUCUGAUGUAGCCACCUACUGGAGGCAGGUUUUAUCCUCCUCUCCAUUGCUGUGUUGAAGUAUAGGGUUUUUAACCUCUGGAUGUCUUGUCUGUGGUUGUUUGUGGUAAUGGGUACAUGGGUCAGGCCGUGUAUUAACAGAUGCCCGCGUGAGCUGACAAGUAUUCCAAAGUCUUCUAUAGCUAGACUGGUGCAGACUUGCCUACUCACAUUACUGUAGCUCUGAGCAUGCUGCGAGGCCAGGGGCUUCCUAUUCAAGAGCAAGCAUAACUUGCUAGAUUUGCAGUCUCCAAAGGUUUUCUGUCUUGCUUAGCUAAAACCUAAGGCCCACUCUUAGAUAGCAGUGCAUGGCUACUGUCCCCUGCAGCCCUCAGUGGUUGGGGUAAACACCAAGGGGCGGGCUGAGGAGCCUCACAGAUGGCAGCUGGAGAGCCUGAGCAUUUCCCCAUGGCCUUGGUACAGGUGUCCGGAACACCAUCUCUAGGAAAAUUUAAUUCUGCUCCUGGCUGCCUCUUCUUCUUCCGCUUGGUUUCCUGCUGUCCCAAGGCCAGGUGAGUGGGAAAUCGCAGACUGUUGCCAUAAAAUGUGUCUGGACUGAACCCCAGGCUAAACCAUGUUCUCCACUCCACCUUAUGUGAAGUCUGCUUCCUGCUGACAACCACGCAGAGAGGAAUUUUUCCAGUUAGCUCAGAUCCUCCCUCCGUGUCUGGAAUUCACAGCUGUUUUCCUGGUAGGAUACAGGAGGGUAGUAGGGCCCUGCACUAGGCUGAGUGUACUAAGUGUCUUGCCCACACCUCUUUGGGAAGUUGUACGUUUUUUUCCUUAAUAAUUCAAUCUGCAUCUUGUACAAUGUGCACCUUAUGCCUCUUGCCCUUUAAUAACUUGUUGUGUGAAGGUCAGAUGCCAGAAUAUUGAGAAAAAGUCUCCUUGUGUCGGUACAGCUCUUGGGAUGGCCUACCCAUUUACUUGAGGUUUCAAGAGGCUUCGCCUGAAGCACAUGCUGCUUCCUAGUCCAUGUUGAAACAGCUGUGCUUUACUCAGACCCCCUUCCUGUCUCCUUGCUGACCCUAGAGCUGCUGCCUAGGUGCCAUCUCCUUUCCUCCUCCGUGAAAGAUGCACGUUUUGUCACUUAAUGCCAGUACAAUCUUUCUGUUACUCCCAAGGACCUCUGGGAACUUGAUGGACCUGCAAGGGAGAAAAUACUGAGAAGCCAGUGAUCUGCAAGCAUUUGCUCUUGUUUCCAUAUCACCUCUGGGUUAUUUCAGCUGUUGUGUCCAAAUGGCAAGUCAUCUGAACGAGAACACUUGUUUCAAGUUCCGUUCCGCACUCCCGAGACUGAAGUUGUAGAUGCAGCUGAAUAACCCUGGGAAAUGACCAAGCAAAGACACCCUGUUGGAGUCAGUUGUGUUUCUGCAGCCUCAGUGGGGCCCUUCUGGUCUUUUCUUCUACUCUGCAGAAUUUCCUGUGACAAUUAUUUCUUUCUCCCUGCUUGCCUCCACCAUGAUGUUUGGAUAAGAGAUGGCCAGAGGAGAAUAUUUAGCUCUUAAA